CAUGCACAAAAGAACGGUAAUACGGACAAGUGCACAAACUCGGAAAAACAUACUUCCAUCCUCAGCCUCAUGUGCCAGCUUAAGCGGGGCUUUCUCCACUUCACGUUUCUCGAUAUACUUAGCUCUAACGUACUUACACGAUUGCUUAAGCUACCAUCUUAUACCCGGCGCAAGGUUUAUCUGGCUACCUAAACGCUACUGUGCCGGACACGACCUCAAAGUUGCUUCGCACGAGCGAAAUGCCUGCAGCCGCGUUCAAGCGGGGACUUGCACUGUACGAUCAGCAGGAGUACAGCGAAGCGGAGGUGCAGUUCCAACAAGUAGUAGACGGGCAAGAGAGGUCACUCGGCAGAGACUAUGAAGGCACGCUCUACAGCAAGCACUGGCUAGGACGCGCACUCUACCAUCAAAAGAAGUACAGCGAGGCAGAGGUGCAGUUCCAACAAGUAGCAGACGGGCAAGAGAGGUCACUCGGCAGAGACCAUAAAGACACGCUCAACAGCAAGCACUGGCUAGGACGCGCACUCUACCAUCAAAAGAAGUACAGCGAGGCAGAGGUGCAGUUCCAACAAGUAGCAGACGGGCAAGAGAGGUCACUCGGCAGAGACCAUAAAGACACGCUCAACAGCAAGCACUGGCUAGGACGCGCACUCUACCAUCAAAACAAGUACAGCGAGGCAGAGGUGCAGUUCCAACAAGCAGCAGACGGGCGACGGAGGACACUCGGCAGGGACCAUGAAGACACCCUUGCCACCCUAGGUCUGCUACACAAGGUUAAGCUAGAGUCAAAUGCGGCUUUAUCUCUUCCGAGUAACAAUGCUACUUGGCAGACCCCAACCGGUCGACUUGAAGACUUUUUUUCCAAGAAGCGAGAUAAGCGAGACCCGUAUACCGAUUCAGAAAUUAAUAACAUAUCGUCGCUGUUGACCCUUUCCAGUCCCCAAUGGGGCAAGGUGCCGCGGACAUAUAUUGUUCUUCGCACUAUCGGACACUUGAACCUCCUUCAGGACGUUAUUAAUCUUGGCUUUUCCGACUUCUGGUUUCCAGUCACUGAACAAAGCCUGCCUGGGUGUUUGAGCCCAAGUGCCCGUACAGCAUUCGUUAACGCUCAGAAAAUCGUGCUGACGAAGUCAAUCGAUCUUGAAAAAGGCGAAAAAGGACAGCACUGCCACUUUAAGCAAGGGGACCCUCUCCCUUUUGAACUGAAGGGAAUCCUAGGCACCGGCGGGUUUAGUCAGGUUGACAAAGUGUUUAGUAAGUUCAGCUCUAAGGAGUAUGCGAGAAAACGAGUCCUCCGGAGUGCAGCCUUUAGGGGCCCUAAAAAGGAAGAGAUGAAGCAAUUUAGUGCUGAAAUCCAACUUUUAAAGCGCCUGAAACACCACCACAUCGUGGAGUUUGUUGGGAGCUAUACAGACUCCAAAUACAUCGGCCUGAUCAUGUCACCGGUUGCCGAGAUGGAUCUAGGCGCGUACUUGAAGCAAUGCGCCGCUCCUAGUCACCCUGAGCUACGAACCUUCUUUGGCUGUCUAGCUACAGCACUUGAAUUCUUGCACGAGCAAAAAGUGCGGCACAAAGACAUUAAACCUGGUAAUAUUCUUGUGAACUGUGGCAAUGUUUUGUUUGCAGACUUUGGCCUGUCUCUCGACUUUACGGAUGCAAGUGGAAGCACUACUACCGGCAUGACCUGGAAGACCCCGAGAUACUGCGCGCCUGAAGUUGCUGAGUAUGAACCUCGGAACACGAGUUCUGACAUCUGGAGCCUAGGCGUAGUCUUUCUAGAGAUGGCUGCUGCUCUGAAGGGGAAUACUCUCCAAGAUAUGGAUGAAUUCUUUAGGCAGCACGGAUCACAGCAGACGUAUAUCCGCACUAAUAUGGCUGCUUUGCCUAGGUUUGUCGCGAUGCUAGAGGGGACAGGAGAAUCUUCGGACAACGUAGCAUUUACUUGGAUCCAACAGAUGCUAUUCGCAGAGUAUAAAUCGCGUCUAACUGCAUCUUCUCUAGUCGCGUCUAUUAUAGAGAGCAAGAGCGUGGGUUUCUGUGGGAUAUGCUGCGCAUCUCCCGAAGUAGAUUUCUCUGAUUAG
Molecule: messenger RNA, 2081 nt
Organism: Periconia digitata
Lineage: Eukaryota; Fungi; Ascomycota; Dothideomycetes; Pleosporales; Periconiaceae
Source: the annotation of a GenBank genome assembly